Molecule: messenger RNA, 2433 nt
Organism: Helianthus annuus (common sunflower)
Lineage: Eukaryota; Viridiplantae; Streptophyta; Magnoliopsida; Asterales; Asteraceae
Product: transmembrane E3 ubiquitin-protein ligase FLY2
Exons: 15
Coding region: 412-2079 (555 amino acids)
Molecular function (GO): zinc ion binding
Source: RefSeq, a predicted model, not a curated record
AUUCCUGCCCAUUGUGACGUGGUCAGUCCAAAUCAAGUGUCGAUAACCCCCACCCCACCCCAUUUAUCCACCACCAAACUCAGUCACAACUUUUACUUUGUUGAAUAAACAAAGUAGUAAACAAGAAACAUCGAUCACCACCACCACCAACUACUACUCAAAUCAAUAUCUUGUGUAGAAACACGGUGGUUAACUAAUUGACUUCUCAAUUACCUUCUUGUUGAAACAACACCCAUUUCUUUAUGUUUAAUCGGUUGUUAACCUCUCAUUUUCUUAUCUCCAUAGGGCUCCAUUCGAAGCAACAAUCUCUAUCUUCACCAUCCUUAUAUCUAUAAUCUAUGAUUUUGUUCUACGCCUGCUUCACUGGAUCUUGAUUUCCUUCUCUCGGUGAUCUCGGAGUAAUUGGGGUUUAUGGGGUUGAAGGUGAAGAAGCAAUUUAGGGUUUUGUUCGUGGUGUUGUGGUUUGUUUUGCAGGCGGCUGAUGGAUUGAGGCCUCUGAGGGAGAGACCUCGUUCAUGGGGCGAUGAGUGGCUUGUUGCAAGGAAAGACGAGAAUGAAUUGGGUCCAUCCUCUGCAUGGAAUAUAACCGGGACAUACAGAGGGGCUUGGAGGUUCCUCCAGUCAUCUAAUACCUCUAGCAGAUUCCCAGAUUUUAUGAAAUCAAGUGGGAGUUCUGUUUUGGAAUUGGUCACUAGGCCAACUAAAAUAAAUGGCGUACAUUAUGUUCAGGGUGUAAUGAUUUUCCAUGAUGUGUUUGAUAAUGAGCCUGAAGCUGGCCGUGUCCAAAUAAGGGUAGAAGGAGUAUACAUAUGGCCGUUCAGACAACUUCGAAUGGUCGUCAACAGCGGAAGAGAUGGAGAGUUUGGUCAAGAAGAGGAUUAUAUACUAUCCAAUCCAUACCACCUGCUUGGAGUUUUCUCAUCACAAGUCUUCCAGGAGUCCCCACAAGAUAAAAUCAGGAAGCGCACACAAUCCCCAAUUAGUGACAUGGACAAACACUGUAAUGUUGAAAUCUCUGCCCAAAUUUCUCGUGUCUCAUCUACCCAAAGUGAUGGAGAACAUGAUCGUUAUUACAUGGAAGGCUUAAUGGAGAGCCCUUCUGCUGAUGAUGAUGGAGAUUGCUUCUCCCCAAUGCUGAUGAAUGCCACUUCAGUUAACAUAGAGGUUUACUACAACAAAGCAGUCAAUUAUACAUUAAUGGUUACCUUUAUUUCUUUCCUCCAGGUUCUUCUGUUAAUUCGGCAAAUGGAGCAUAGUAAUACACAAUCUGGGGCUGCGAAAGUAUCAAUUCUGAUGAUUGGACAACAGGCUAUCAUGGAUGCGUAUCUUUGCCUUAUACAUUUGACUGCGGGGAUAUUAGUUGAAUCACUGUUUAAUGCUUUUGCUACUGCGGCAUUUUUUAAGUUUGUGGUGUUCUCAAUCUUUGAGAUGAGGUAUCUUCUUGCUAUAUGGAAAGCCAAUCGGUCAAUUACUAAUGGAGAGGGUUGGGAAGCAAUGAGACGUGAACUUUCACUUCUUUACAGUCGAUUCUAUGGAAUCCUUUUAGGUGGUAUUCUGGUGAUGUAUGAGUUCCACAGAUAUUUGCGGGGUAUCCUUGUUGUUUUGCAUUUGUUUUGGGUCCCACAAAUCGUGAGUAACAUUAUUGGUGAUUCAAGAAAACCAUUGCAUCCCCAUUAUAUAAUAGGGAUGUCCCUGACUCGGCUUGCAAUUCCUUUCUAUCUGUUUGGGUGUCCUCAUAACUUCAUGCGAAUCCAACCUGAUCACAAGUGGUGUGUUACUUUGGGUCUUCUUGUUGCUUUCCAGGCUGCACUUCUCAUUUUACAACACUAUCUUGGAUCUCGUUGUUUUAUUCCUCGCCAGAUUUUGCCUGAAAAAUAUUGUUAUUUUAGAAGGGUUGAUCAUGAUUCAAAUAACAUAACCGAUUGCGUCAUUUGCAUGACUACUAUUGAUCUCACUCAACGCCCUGACGAUUGCAUGGUUACUCCAUGUGAUCAUUUUUUCCACUCUGGUUGUUUACAAAGAUGGAUGGAUAUAAAGAUGGAGUGCCCAACUUGUCGGCGUUCGCUUCCACCAGCUUAAAAGUGGAUUAUACGGAGCUGAACCACUUGACAUGACCAACCUGUUCAUUGUGAUAUCAUGAUUUGCAGGGAUACCCAAAAGUUGACUUAUGUAGAGCUUAUAUCAGGAAACUGCAUAAACUGUAUAUUGUACAUUAUGUAAACAUUUAUUCGAGCGCUGGGACCAAUCGAUUCCUCUUCAACAUUAGAUCAUCUAUAUUGACUUAGGAGAAACCACAUUUUGAGCUACUGAUAGUGCAGCCCAUUUGGUAUAAUAAUGUAUGUAUAUAGAAUUUUAUGCAGUUGGUGAAUUUUAACAUGACCUUAACCGCAAUUUCCAUCUUUUUAUUUAUUGUCAGUUGAAUCUGUGGUUCAA